AAAUAAAAAUAAACAAAACCAGUAAUCCAGUUUUACUUGUGUCAAAGUUAUCCGUGCUGGUCAUUAGGAUACACAAGCUGCCGACAGAAGCUUAAUGAAAAAUCGAAAAGGGCUGCAACAAGUGCCGAAGCGUGUAAGCGUGUGUGUGUGUGUGUUUGUGUGUGCCUGUAAACCAAUACAAAAGUAAUCAAAGUUGAGCGCAUUUAAGCAAAAAGUGCGCAAAGGCAACACGACAGGAAGUCAAUGAAAAUAAACACAUAAAAGCAACUUGCGGUCUACUGAAUUAUGUCAACGACCAUUCAGAGGGAGGAAAUAAUAAUGGAUGCGGUUGAGGCUGUUAAUACGCCGCCGACAGUGGUCAAUGCGAUUGCUCAGACAGUCCAAUCCAUAAUUAGCAGCACAACGGCAAAAGCAACAACAAGUGUAUCAGGCUUGGGCAGCAUCAGCACCGCCGCUGCCACCACCACCACCACCAGCGGCACCACUGACACCACAGAAGGAACAAUACCAACAACAUUUUCAACAACAACUACAACAAUAUCGUCCUCCAGCAUGACGGAGAAGCCCAGCGUGAGCGAUUUAAGCAGCGCACUGCAACAUUUUGGCAUUGUUGAUUAUUUGGUUUUCAUAGCCAUGCUGGUGGUCUGUGCCGUAAUUGGCUUCUACUUUGGCUUCAUCGAGAAGAAGAAGAAACAGCAAAAUACCCAACUGCCCACCGAUGAAAAAGAUGGCGCCGGCACCGCCGGCAUCGAGGAGCGUCGCGGCUCGGAGGCCUUGGAUUACUUGGUGGGUGGACGCAAAAUGAAAGUGCUUCCGGUUUCGCUAUCCCUGGUCGCUAGUUUCGUAUCGGGCAUAUCAUUGCUGGGCACAUCAACGGAGAUUUACGUGUAUGGUACGCAAUAUGCGUUCAUAUUGGUUACCCUGGCCAUAUCUGGAAUGAUAUCUUGGUAUAUUUUCCUGCCCGUUUUCUGCAAUCUUCAAUUGACUUCCACAUACGAGUACUUUAAGCUGCGCUACGGCAGCAGCAUUCGAAACUUCGGAGCUGUGCUAUUCGUCAUUGGCAUGUUGCUGUGGCUGCCUGUGGCCCUGUAUGUGCCUGCCAUUACCUACAAUCAAGUGACUGGCACGAGCAUCCAUGUCAUCACGCCCAUUGUUUGCAUUAUUUGCACUUUCUACACGUGUGUGGGCGGCCUCAAGGCGGUGAUUUGGACAGAUGUCAUCCAGAGCUUUGUCAUGUACGGAUCCAUUCUGGCAGUCUGCAUCAAAGGCACCUACGAUGUCGGCGGCCUGGGCGUGGUCUUGCAGCGAAAUGAGGACAGCGGACGUUUCAAUGCGCCAGAAUGGACCUGGGAUCCCACCGUGCGGCUGUCUAUGGUCUCUGUGAUAGUGGGCGGCACUCUGCACAAAAUACAAUCAUCGGAUGUCAAUCAAGUGUCAAUCCAACGCUUUCUCUCCCUGCCCAGCUACAAGCAUGCCAAGCAGUGCAUGUUCCUCUAUACGGUCCUCCUCAUAUUCCUGCUCAGCUGCUGCAGCUACAUGGGCUUGGUCACCUAUGCCGUCUACCAGGAUUGUGAUCCCAUUAGCACCGGGCUUGCCAAGGCCAGCGAUCAGUUGCCUUCGCUGCUGAUGAUGCGCACCUUGGGCUCGUUUCCUGGUCUGCCUGGGCUGUUUGUGGCUGGCGUGUUUAGCGCCGCGUUAAGUUCGCUGUCCACGGGACUCAACUCGAUGGCAUGCGUGAUCUCACAGGAUGUGGUGCGGCCGCUGCUCAAGAAGCCGUUGACGGAACGCCAAACCGGUUUGCUGCUGCGCGCCAUCGUCGUCUUCUUUGGCCUGAGCUGCAUGGGUCUGGUCAAUGUGGUGGAGAAGCUGGGCAUGGUGCUGCAGCUGGCCACCACCACCUCGGCUGUGUCCAUGGGGCCGCUGCUGGGGAUCUAUGCCAUGGGCGUGUGUCUGCCCUGGGUGAAUGCGAAAAGUGUCAUGACUGGCAGUCUGGUGUCCUUUGUAGUCCUGGGCUGGAUCUGCGUCAAGGCUCAGCUGGCGCAAAUGCAGGGCGAGAUUCGGUAUCCAAAGAUGCCAGUCUCAGUCUCGGGCUGUGAUUACGCCUUUGACAAUGCGACCGUCUGGCGCACUCUGCAUGAGUACAGUCCCUCAACAGAUCGUAACAUAUAUCAUCUGUCGUUCUUCUGGUACACUGCACUGGGCGGACUAAUUUGCACUGUGGUCGCCCUGCUGGCGAGCCUCGUCUUUGGCUGGCAGGAUGUGUCUGAAAUGGACCCGGCCCUGGUCACGCCCUGCAUGCGUCGCUUCCUGCCCAAGAAACAAUAUGAGGCUGUGGAUCUCGAGGAGCUCUUUAGGCGCAAGGCUGAUCCUACUGCAGAGAAGCCUUGAACAUAAACUACGAUGAAAGCUACUUGCUAAUAAAUUGU
Messenger RNA from Drosophila arizonae, 2426 nucleotides. RefSeq names its product kin of rumpel (gene kumpel). Gene Ontology annotation, cellular component: membrane. The record is from RefSeq and is a predicted model, not a curated record. Gene Ontology annotation, biological process: transmembrane transport; sodium ion transport. Gene Ontology annotation, molecular function: symporter activity. NCBI's taxonomy places the organism in Eukaryota, Metazoa, Arthropoda, Insecta, Diptera, Drosophilidae.